Messenger RNA from Chinchilla lanigera (long-tailed chinchilla), 4039 nucleotides. It is a transcript of the gene Hdac6, whose product is annotated as histone deacetylase 6. The record is from RefSeq and is a predicted model, not a curated record. Gene Ontology annotation, biological process: chromatin organization. Lineage: Eukaryota; Metazoa; Chordata; Mammalia; Rodentia; Chinchillidae. Bases 80 to 3676 code for a protein of 1198 amino acids. The transcript is spliced from 29 exons. Gene Ontology annotation, cellular component: histone deacetylase complex. Gene Ontology annotation, molecular function: histone deacetylase activity; zinc ion binding.
GCCGAGUGAGGACCGCUAGCCCGCGGCACUGUCCAGGCUGUGGGCGGGAUCUGGGUGGGUAGUAAAGAGGUCCAGCCCAAUGGAAAAGAGAGGAUCCCGCACCCAUGGCCAGACAGGUCGCCACAAAGUUGGCAGCGCGAGCCAUGGGCGGAGUUUGAAAAAGGGGCCGCACACAGGUUGUGUCGGAGGCCAAAGUUCCCUGAUCAUGAGCGCCACUGGCCAGGAUUCCACCACAAACAGACAUCGAAGAAGUAGGAACAACCCCCAGUCACCCCUUCGUGACCCCAGCGUCACUUCGAAGCGAAGUACUAAGAAGGGUGCUGUACCCCGCUCCAGCCUCAAUCUAGCGGAGGUGAAGAAGAAGGGCAAAAUGAAGAAACUCAAUCAAGCAGUGGAAGAAGACCUAAUCCAGGGCUUUCAAGAGCUGGAUAUGAGCCCUGAAGCCAAGGUCCUGGUUGGUACUGGCUUGGUGUUCGAUGAGCAGCUAAAUGAAUUCCACUGCCUCUGGGAUGACAGCUUCCCUGAACGCCCUGAGCGGCUCCAUGCCAUCAAGGAGCAGCUGCUCCAGGAAGGCCUCCUGGACCGCUGUGUGUCCUUUCAGGCCCGCUUUGCCGAGAAGGAAGAACUGAUGUUGGUUCACAGCCUGGAAUUCAUCGAUCUGAUGGAAACGACCCAGUAUAUGAAUGAGAGAGAACUCCGAGUACUGGCAGAUACCUAUGACUCAGUUUAUCUGCAUCCGAACUCGUACACUUGCGCCUGCCUGGCCUCAGGCUCUGUCCUCAGGUUGGUGGAUGCGGUCCUGGGGGCUGAGAUACGGAAUGGCAUGGCCAUCGUCAGGCCUCCUGGACACCAUGCCCAGCACAGCCUUAUGGAUGGGUAUUGCAUGUUCAACCACGUGGCUGUGGCUGCCCGCUACGCUCAAAAGAAGCACCGCAUUCAGAGGGUCCUUAUCGUGGAUUGGGAUGUGCACCAUGGUCAAGGAACACAGUUCACUUUUGACCAGGACCCCAGUGUCCUCUAUUUUUCCAUCCAUCGCUAUGAGCAGGGUCGGUUCUGGCCCCACCUGAAGGCCUCUAACUGGUCUACUACAGGUUUCGGCCAAGGUCAAGGCUACACCAUCAAUGUACCUUGGAACCAGGUGGGGAUGCGGGAUGCCGACUACAUUGCUGCUUUUCUGCACAUCCUGCUACCAGUUGCUUUCGAGUUCCGACCUCAGCUGGUCCUAGUGGCUGCUGGAUUUGAUGCCCUACAAGGGGAUCCCAAGGGUGAGAUGGCCGCCACUCCAGCAGGGUUCGCCCACCUAACCCACCUGCUCAUGGGUCUAGCAGGCGGCAAGCUGAUCCUGUCUCUGGAGGGCGGCUACAACCUCCGCUCCCUGGCUGAGGGUGUCAGUGCAUCGCUCCACGUCCUCCUGGGAGAUCCUUGCCCCAUGCUGGAGUCCCCCGGUGCCCCUUGCCCAAGUGCCCAGGCUUCGAUCUCCUGCACUCUGGAAGCCCUUGAGCCUUUCUGGGAGGUUCUUAUGAGACGAGCCGAGAUCCCAGUGGAGGAUGGUGUGCAGGAGACCGAGGAGGAAGGACCCUGGGAGCCCCCUGUGCUGCCAGUCCUGACCUGGCCCUUGCUACAGGCUCGAACCGGGCUGGUUUAUGACCAGCGGAUGAUGAGUCACUGCAACAUAUGGGACAGCCACCACCCUGAGACACCCCAGCGCAUCCUGCGGAUCAUGUGCCACCUGGAGGAGCUGGGCCUGGCCGGGCGCUGCGUCACCCUGCCUGUGCGGCCUGCCACGGAGGCGGAGUUGCUCACCUGCCACAGUGCCGAGUAUGUGGAGCGCCUCCGGGCCACUGAGCAGAUGAAAACCCGGGAGCUGCACCGGGAGGGCGCCAACUUUGACUCCAUCUACAUCUGCCCCAGCACCUUCACCUGUGCGCAGCUCGCUGCGGGCGCCGCCUGCCGCCUGGUGGAGGCCGUGCUCUCAGGAGAGGUUCUGAAUGGUGUUGCUGUGGUGCGCCCCCCAGGGCACCACGCAGAGCAGGACGCUGCCUGCGGUUUCUGCUUUUUCAACUCUGUGGCCGUGGCUGCUCGCCAUGCCCAGGCCAUCAGUGGGCGUGCCAUGCGGAUCCUGAUCGUGGAUUGGGACAUCCAUCAUGGUAAUGGGACUCAGCACAUAUUUGAGGAUGACCCCAGCGUGCUUUAUGUGUCCCUGCACCGCUUUGACCGAGGCACCUUCUUUCCCAUGGGGGACGAGGGUGCCAGCAGCCAGGUAGGCAGGGCUGCAGGCACAGGCUUCACCGUCAACGUGGCCUGGAAUGGGCCCCGCGUGGGUGAUGCUGAGUACCUGGCUGCCUGGCAUCGCCUGGUGCUUCCCAUUGCCUAUGAGUUUAACCCAGAACUGGUGCUGGUCUCAGCUGGCUUUGAUGCUGCACGAGGGGACCCUCUAGGAGGCUGCCAGAUGUCACCUGACGGUUAUGCCCAUCUCACCCACCUGUUGAUGGGCCUUGCCAAUGGCCGCAUUAUCCUUAUCCUAGAGGGUGGCUACAAUCUGACAUCCAUCUCAGAAUCCAUGGCUGCCUGUACUCACGCACUUCUUGGAGACCUGCCACCCCAGCUGGCUCGGCUGCGGCCUCCACAGUCCGGGGCCCUGGCCUCCAUCACUGAGACCAUCCAGGUCCAUCGCAGAUACUGGCGCAGCUUACGGGUCACAAAGGUGGAAGACAAGGAGGGCCUCUCCAGUUCUAAGUCGGUCACCAAGAAGGUGCCCCAACAAGCCAGUCCUGGGUUGGCUAAGGGGAUGACCAUGCCGAAAGGCAAGGUUCUGGAAGCAGGCGUGAGGAAGGCAACCUCAGCAUUAUCUGCAGAAGAGUCCACUCCAGGCCAGACCAAACCAAAGGCAGGUAAUGUGGCGCUCACUCAGGACCAGUCCUCAGAAGCAUCCACCAGGAGAGCCACCCCAGGCAAGGACCCCUCAGAGGAGACUGCGGGAGAAGCCCCAGUGCACCAGGCCACCUCAGAGGCAGCUACACGGGAAGUCGCGCUGCACCCGACUGCCUCAGAGGAGGCUGAGGGAGGAGCCCAGCUGAUCCAGACCCCCCAAGCCUCAUGUACAGAAAAGCAGACCCCAGCAGCCUCACUUGUGGCAGGAACCACAGCCCUGCUCUCCGCAAGUCAGCUGCCUGGCAACCCUAGUACCUUGGAGCUAGGCGGGGAAGAUCUGGAGACCCUAGAAUCUCGGGACCUAGGAGAAGAAAGCCUACUAGGAGAGGCAGCGGGAGGUCAGGACAUGGCUGACUCGAAGCUGACACAGGAAUUUCAGGACCUUGCUGAAACUAACCAGGGCUUAUUUUAUGCUGUGACAGCACUGCCCUGGUGUCCCCAUCUGGUGGCAGUACAUCCCACGCCUGCAGCAAGCCUCGACGUGACCCAACCGUGUGAGGACUGUGGAGCACUCCAGGAGAACUGGUUGUGUCUGUCCUGCUAUCAGGUCUACUGCAGUCGUUACGUCAAUGCUCAUAUGGUCCGACACCACGAAGCCUCUGGGCACCCACUGGUCCUCAGCUAUGUCGACCUGUCUACCUGGUGUUACCCCUGUCAGGCCUAUGUCCACCACCAGGAUCUCCUAGAUGUGAAGAACAUCACCUACCAGAAGAAGUUUGGGGAGGACAUGCCCCACCCACACUAAAUCCCAGAAGGUCCUCCCUCUUCUUCACCUUCUGAGGCCCCAGGUAGAUCAGCCUUAUUUCCUACCACCUAUACCUUGGAUGAGGGUGGCUCUGCCCUAUCAUGAAUAUCCUUUGCCAAUGGCCCCAAGGGUGCUUAUUUGCGUGUAAAUACAUUUUAAGAGGACUAUGAUCGUCAACUAUGGAUCUACCCCUGUCAACUGCUGGUUCAAGGGACACCACUACUCCACCCUAGAAGGAAAGAAGGGCAGCUCAGUGUCCCAAAGAGAGGGCUAAACUCAAAAGGAUAACAUUGGGUGGGGGGUAUAACUGGCAGUUAUGGCAGGGUUGCGUAUUUAAUAAACUUCAAGUUGCUACAAAACCUA